Panicum virgatum (switchgrass) is the source of this 1674-nucleotide messenger RNA. RefSeq lists its product as uncharacterized. The record is from RefSeq and is a predicted model, not a curated record. Bases 134 to 1444 code for a protein of 436 amino acids. Gene Ontology annotation, cellular component: endoplasmic reticulum tubular network. Gene Ontology annotation, biological process: endoplasmic reticulum tubular network organization. Lineage: Eukaryota; Viridiplantae; Streptophyta; Magnoliopsida; Poales; Poaceae. The transcript is spliced from 4 exons.
CAAACCCCUCCUCCCUCCGCCAAAUUCGGGCCCGCGUCGAGAGGCAGGCAGGCAGCCCGCGCGGGUGCCGACGCCCACCACCUCCCUCCCCCACCGGAUCCGGCGCGGCGCGGAUCCGCGCAGCGAGCGAUCAAUGGCCUCAUCCUCGGCGGCGGCGGACGAGGUGGCGCCGGCGCCGGCCCCGGCCCCGGCCGAGGCGGCGGCGGAGGCCAAGGGGAAGGGGAAGCUGGGCGGGGUGCUGGGGCGGAUGUGGCGGGCGCUCUUCGGCGGCCGGGAGGACUUCGAGAAGCGCCUGCAGUACCUGUCCAAGGAGGAGGCCGCCGUGCACGCGCGGAUGCGCAGACGGACGCAGUUCUCGCGCCGCGCCGUGCGCAACCUCAUCGUCCUCUCCGUCCUCGCCGAGGUGGUGGCUGUUGUAUAUGCUAUCAUGAUGACAAGAGAUGAGGAUCUAACUUGGCAGAUGAGGGCAAUUCGGGUGCUGCCGAUGUUUGUUCUUCCAGCUGUAUCCUCUCUGAUAUAUUCAACAGUUGUAAACUUCACAACGAUGCUUGAGCGAAAAGACCAGAAGACCCUUGAAAAGUUGAGGGCUGAGAGGAAAGCCAAGAUUGAUGAGCUUAAAGAGAGAACAAAUUAUUAUCUUACCCAGCAGCUUAUUCAGGUAAGUGGACAAGUAUCCAUUACUCAAGCUACACAAAUUCAUGAGUUCCAGGUGUCAUACCUUUUUUCAUCUCUUGCCACACCGAUACUAAAUGUGAUAUGUAUUGUACAUGUGCAGAAAUAUGAUCUUGAUCCAGCUGCAAAGGCCGCGGCAGCUUCAGUUUUGGCAUCAAAGCUUGGGGAGGAAACUGGUUUGAAACUUCAUGUUGGAGAAGAACCAAAGUUGGAUGCAGCAGUGGCUAGAAGCAACGAUGUUGAGAUACUACCAUCAGAUGGUAUGAGAAACAGGAAGCAACCCAAUGCAAGACGAAGCAGGACUGGGAGCCCCUCUGCUGCUCAUCCCCCAGCACAGGGAACUGAAUCCAGUCCAACUGCGAGUGCUGGUUUGGAAACUGCACCAGCUCCAAUGGUGGUAGAACACCAUCAAGGCACAGGGGCCAAUGAUGGUGGAUGGAUUGCAAAAAUUGCUGCCUUGCUUGUGGGGGAGGACCCAUCACAAUCGUAUGCUUUGAUCUGUGGCAACUGCCAUAUGCAUAAUGGCUUGGCACGGAAGGAAGAUUACCCACACGUAACAUACUACUGCCCACAUUGUAAUGCAUUGAACACAUCAAAGCAAUCCAUGGGCCAAUACUCUGGCUCCAACUCAGGCCGCUCGACCCCAGCUGUUCCUGCUGAUGGACUCUCCGUUUCCAGUUCAGUACAGGAGGGUGAAUUGAGUAACCUGACCACAUUGCAGGCGCUGCCAAAGGAAGGAAAUGCGGAGAAGCAAGAAACGUUGGCAGGUUGAUGGUUCAUAAAACUACUAUAUUGAUGUGUGUGGAAUUUGUUUGUCUUUUAGACAUAUUGUCGUGUUUCAACUGGUCCCAGCCGCAGAUUUGGCACUGUUGUAAAUUGGAAAUAGUGACUGAUAUGAUCCACAGGAACUUAGCAUCCAAAAAGAAGAAAUGAGCCAUGGUGUGUACAUCCAUCCUUUGAGUGGAUGAAUUUUGUUGUCAAUAGAGUGCCAGUCAAAGACUA